Molecule: messenger RNA, 1382 nt
Organism: Paramuricea clavata
Lineage: Eukaryota; Metazoa; Cnidaria; Anthozoa; Malacalcyonacea; Plexauridae
Source: the annotation of a GenBank genome assembly
AUGGCUGAGGGAAAGCUCAAUAUCACUCAAAAAAAAUAUCUAAAAGAAAAUAAAUACUUUUGUUUUUUGUGUGGUAUCAACUUGCCGGAUGCGAAGAGAAGAGCAAGAAUAACUAGUUCAGUUGCCAAGCUGUUAUCUGAUAUUCUUGAAUGUGAACUUGAUGUAACAGGAUACCUUUGCAACGAUGACUGUUAUAAAAAGACGAAUAGAUUUGCAGCACUGAGAACAUCGUUGGCGGAUCUGUCUGCAACAUUAAAAGACAGACAAUCACGUGCUGCAUGUAGAACUUCAGUGCGAUUCAAACGUGGAGUUCCGAGCGACGUGAAAGAAACAUCGCAACCCGCGCAGCGUUGGAAGAGUCUGAAUAGUGUUCUGAGUCAGACGUUUCAGGACAUUGCACCAAGUUCAACAUGUGAACGAUUCAAGAGUCAGUCUAAUACAGUUCAGAGUAUGAACUAUCAGAAAACUGCAUUAAAUUCAACCUGUGUUUACCUUCCUUCUGCACUCAAUACACUCAACUUACCACCGUUCCAAGGAUGUUCAAUUUUAAUGCCUAGACCCAGUAACAUACUCCACACUGUGCAACAUGGAUUACCCAUCCCUGAUGGCACAGAAAAUGUUUGCAAAGUCGAGGUAGGUUUGCUUCGAACACAUGCUAAAGUAUUUACAUAAUAAGCGUAUUUUCAAAAUUAAACUGUACGUACUCGAUUUAAUUAUUUUUAUAAUUGAAACAUUGCAUCGUAUAUUAUAUAUAAAUGUAUCCAUACAUGAAUUUAUGUAUAAAUUUUUUGACAUACAAUGCCAUAUUUGUUGAUCUAUUUGGAUGUAAAGUUUUGUAAAAGAGUAAAAAGACGAUACAUCCAAUGUACAAAUUUAAGAUAUUAUGAACUAUUAUUUUAAAGAUUUUAAAAUUAUGUUUAUCUCUAUAGGUAUCUGUAACAUAUGCAAAUGGGAAAAGAUCAUAUUCCCUUCCGCAAGAAAUGCAUUGUUUGGGUAAAGCCUUAGCAAGGGGAAGUAUGAAAAGUGUUGCUGUAUUUGCAUUUAAUUGCAAGGGAUUAAGACCUUACAUAGAAGAAGUCGCGGUUGCAGAGAUAUCUAAGGAAUGUAAAAACCUAUGUUCAUUGAAGCAACCAUCCAUAUUGCGUUCCAUAAACAAGGAAGCAAUUAAUGAAUUUUCUUGGACAAAUGUUGGCAAAGAAUUCAAUACUAGAACACCGUUCUUCUAUAAAAUGCUACAUGCUGGUGCUGGCGAGAAGUCUGAAUUAAUACACCCAAGGGUUGUAAAUGCUGCGUCAAUUCUUCUAAACACUCGUGAUAAUGCUAUGAGUCUUGUACAGCAUGUUAAUGGUUUACUCAUGAAGAUGGGGAAAGCUUCAAAAAAG